AUGGUGGUUCUCGACGAGAGCCGAGUGGUCCUUCUUGCUUGCAAUCUGGUUGCAGUUGUGCUGAAUCCAUGGGGACAUGCUACUCAAACGAAAGUGAGCACCCGAGCGCAAGGCUAUGUACAUGCCUUCGAUCCCAAUCCGGUGCACGAUGACAUCGCAGCUAGUGGGGCGGGGCCGAAUGGCAGGUGGCGGGGGGGGUUGGAUCCGUGCUCAUCGACACGUAGCUCGUUGCAGUGUGCACGGGGUCAAAACACCAACUUCGAGUGCUCAAGGGGGUGUGCUUACGAAAGCUCCAUCCGCAUCAGCUCCGAACCUUCAAGUGAGGCGAGAAAAGAGCUUCGAGAGAUGGAGGCCAAGAAAGAGGAGGCGGCAGUCGAAAUGUGA
Molecule: messenger RNA, 384 nt
Organism: Symbiodinium natans
Lineage: Eukaryota; Dinophyceae; Suessiales; Symbiodiniaceae
Source: the annotation of a GenBank genome assembly